Dentiscutata erythropus is the source of this 1107-nucleotide messenger RNA. NCBI's taxonomy places the organism in Eukaryota, Fungi, Glomeromycota, Glomeromycetes, Diversisporales, Gigasporaceae. The record is from the annotation of a GenBank genome assembly.
AUGGAAAAACAAUCUUUGUUUCAUCGUGUAGGCUCGAAAUUAUCAAAUAUUAUACAAUCUACGAUUUAUUCUAAAUCUAUAAAUUCUAACCUGCCUCCGAACCAGGAACAUCAACCUUCUCAAGAUACUGAUGCUUAUAAACAUUCUGGUGCUCAACUACAGACAAAUCCUCCUUGUAAUGAAAUUGUUUCAAUAGCUGAUUUUGAUCAAGAUCCAUGCUUUGCAUGCUCUAAUCCAUGCGAUCAUCCAAGUUACCCUUCUUACUUAAAAAUAGAUUAUAAAUCUCCUCUAGAAGGUUCUGUAAAACCAUAUGUAAAACAUGUAUUAAUUUCAACUGGAAAGUCCGAUUGGAGUUCCCAUAUUGAGGAUGAAUGUGGUUCCUUGGCCGCUAAUUUAAAUAAAAUUAUCAAAGGUGAUUCUGGAAAAAAAAUUUCUCAAAAAGAAAAAAAGAAGGAUUCUCCAAAGAAAGAUAAGAGAAAUAAAGUUGAAGCCGGUGGUCUUAACCAUGAUGAUACAAGUGUUGAAAUAGAGAAACCAAAAAUUGUCGUCACCAAUAGUGAUCGUCAAAACUCUGAUUAUGAUCCUUCGUUUUUAAAAGGAAAUGACAUUCUUUUAUUCCCUGAUAAUAUUCUUGUUCGUAAUGUGUCUACUAAAGAUGCUUCAGAAUUUUAUAAAAAGUAUUUAUCAUCUACGGAUGCAUCUUCUCUGGAUGAAAAAGAUCUUUUCACUUCCUUCAAUUUUACCGUUGAGCCAAUGCCAUAUAAAGCCGUUAUAAUUAUAUGUUCUCAUAAACGUCGUGAUAAAAGGUGUGGUAUCACUGGUCCGAUACUAAAAGAUGAAUUUAAUAAAGUUUUAAAAGAAAAAGGUUUAGAUGUUGAAAGUAGUAAUAAUGACGGUGUCGCCGUAUUUCUUAGCAGUCAUAAAUUUGCCGGAAAUGUUAUAGUUUACCGUGGUGGUCAAGGUAUAUGGUACGGACGAGUAAUUCCUUGUCAUGCAAAGAAUAUAAUUGAGACAACGGUUCUGGAGGGAAAAGUCAUCAAAGAUUUGUAUCGUGGAUCAAUGAAUGGAAGUUUUGCUUCUGGGAAGGGUGGAAGACUGGAUUGGUAA